Messenger RNA from Rhinocladiella mackenziei CBS 650.93, 840 nucleotides. RefSeq lists its product as uncharacterized. The record is from RefSeq and is a predicted model, not a curated record. Lineage: Eukaryota; Fungi; Ascomycota; Eurotiomycetes; Chaetothyriales; Herpotrichiellaceae. Gene Ontology annotation, molecular function: zinc ion binding; carbonate dehydratase activity. The transcript has 2 exons. The coding region runs from base 1 to 840 and encodes 279 amino acids.
AUGGUCCACUGGGUUUUCCUUCUCCCUGCUCUCUUCUCGACAGCCUGGUGCUGUGCGAAGCAUGAUAACUACCAGUCACAUCCCCAUCUUGGUCGAAGACAAGUUCGAAUAGAUGUCGGUCGGGAACCGAAGGAUUGGAACUAUGAUCACUCUGCCGACUGGGCUACCAUUCGACCUGAAUAUCACCUCUGCCAAUCCGGAACUCACCAAUCCCCCAUCAACAUUGCCGUCAAAGGGCUGUCGCAGCUUCAUCAGCCUACCUUUGAAGGUUACAAGGAUGAGGCCAUGCCAGGCAACUUCUUUAACUGGCAGUUCGCCCCUGCUUGGACCCCUCAUCACGCAGAGGAAGAAGUCACCUCCUUACCGAGUAUGGGAUUCGAUGACCACGAAGUCUUCAUGAACGGCUGGCACAUCCACGUCCCAUCCGAGCACUUGGUUGAUGGUCACCGAAGUCGGGCAGAAAUCCACCUUGUUCACGUCACCGAGGAAGACGAAGAAGCCGCAGUCAUUGGCAUCCGUGUUGCAGUGGCCCCUCCCGAAUCCAAACAUGAAUCAGCAUUCUUCAAACAACUGGGGACGAUGAUCCACUACAACGACACCUCCCAAAUCGAAGGCCUCCAAGUCAACAUGCGCCUUGCCAUUGAUGAAGUUGACGGCCUCUCGGAGUUUUGGACGUACAAGGGCAGCUUGACCACGCCUCCCUGCUCCGAAGGUCUACGCUGGUUCAUUCCCAAGAAAGAACUUCUUGUCAGCGAGGCCCAAAUGGUUGAGAUCCUCGCUGCUAGCAGAUUCUCCCAUCGCGUCACUCAAGAGGUCUGGCUUCAUGACGUCAAUUUGUAA